AUGGCGUGUCCUCCACUGAGCCUCGUGCUCUGCUGCGUACCUUGCUAUGGCCAUGCAAAGCCGCUGGUUCUCCUGGCGGAACAUCUGGCAGAGGCUGGUCACGAGGUCACCUUCGUCACAUCGCAGCCCAUGGUAGCUCGCAUACAAGGGAUGUGCAGGGACCCUCGCGUGGCGGUAUUGGGACUGCAAGACGAGCUUGUACCCGAGAGCGAUCACUUCCUACUAGGAAUGCAACCGCACGUGAAGAAACACCCGGUUUGGUACGCGGAGGAGAAAAUGACCCCUUCCUUGGUGACGUUGAUCAAGGGCAUGCCUCGCCCGCCGGACAUGAUGAUCAGCGACCACCUGACGUGGGCGGGGGCGAACGCGGCGAGGAUCGUCGGGGUGAAACACGCCUGCCACGUCGCGUGGCCGCUCUUCAUGCUCGAGCAAUGCGGCUUCCUACCCGCGCGCUCUCUCUCGGGCGUCCUCGGGGCCGCUGCCCGCGCCCUCCGCUCCAGCCGCCUGGCCCCCGCUUUCUUGAAACCGCCAGGGCCGCCGAGGGCGAUGUUGGACCGCGUCCGACAACAAUGCUUGGGGGUCGAAGAGGGCUCGGCGGGGCUGGUGCUGGUGAACUCUUUCGGGAUCGAGCCUCCGCGGGCCUUGCCACCGUGCCUCAAGGUCAUCGGUCGCGGGCACCUGCCGGAGACGGUGGAGGCCCUGGAGGAACACCCGGAGCUCAAGACUUUCCUCGACAGCAACGACGCCGUAGUGUACGUGACAUUCGGGAGCCGCGUUACACCCCCCCCUUCCCUCGUGCGGGCCGUGGCGGAAGGGCUGGUGACCGGAGGUUGGGCUGUGGUGUGGUCGCUGAAGGAGGCCGAUGCUUCACACCUUCCUCCGGCCGCUCUCGCGUCGGGGAGGUUCUUCGUUCGGCCGUGGCUUCCCCAGGGUGCCGCACUCGCCCACCCGCACGUCAAGGUCGCGGUGACGCACUGCGGGAUGGGCGGGCUCUACGAGUGUGCGGUGAACGCCGUCCCCAUCGUACCGCUACCUUUCUCCCUGUCCGCGGACCAGCCGGUCAACGCGGCCAUCGCGGAGGCGGCGGGUUUCGCGGUCCGCCCGCGCCCCCUUUCCAGGAAAGCCACCGAUUUACUCAAGUUUUGGAAGCGUCGCGGUGACCCGGAAUACGCUCCCGCGGCCAUUCACGACGCCGUGCUGAAAAUUUUGCGAGACCCGUCGCUGGCGGAGGGCGCACGCAGGGCGAAGCGCGCCGCGCUUGCGGCGGGCUACGGGCGCGUGGCGGUGGAUGCUGUGGAGUCGACCUGCCUUUACGGCACAGAUAACCUGCCCGCGGAAAACGGAGGGAUCGGAAAUGCUGCCGGGGCGACGCAAACGUUGCGGCGUAUUGUUGGGGGAGUCGUUGUUGGAGCGGUGUUGUCGGGUUUGUUGGCCGUCAAGCUGUCGCAUGGCGGGAGCCGCCGAACACGGUAA
Molecule: messenger RNA, 1473 nt
Organism: Ectocarpus siliculosus
Lineage: Eukaryota; Phaeophyceae; Ectocarpales; Ectocarpaceae
Source: the annotation of a GenBank genome assembly